AUGAUUUGGAAAGCAAAAGCUACGAGAAAACUGAAACUGGUACGAAAACACAGGGUUACCUGAAGAAAUUAAAGGACCCCAAAUUCUUGUUUUAUUUACAUUUCUUGAUGGACUUUGUGAUUAUUCUCUGACAAUUAUCGCUCAAUUUCCAGACAGAUGAGUUGUUAAUUGUUGACAUUGACGCAAAGAUUCAGAGUGCAAAAGUUAAGCUGGACAUGCUCUCUGUUCAACCUGGUAAGCACUACAAACGUCUGAUGGAUGAACUAACUGUUGACAUAAAUGGUGAUAUCAUAUAUAGAGAAGUUAUCUUGGAAAAGCCAACCACCAGAUCCAGCAGUCGAAUUUAUAUGCAAGCAAAGAUGCCCAUUGAAUUUAAAGAGUUUUUCGACAGGAGGUUUGGAGACAUUUUAGGUGCAGCUGACACUUACCUGACAAGGCGAUUCAACGACCUGACAAAACCACCAUUGAACAACAUGAUCAAAAUAUUCGAUUACCGACCAUGGCCUCCUAACUUCAGAGAUUCAAAGGUUGCAAAACAGUGGGGUUUCAAAGAGUUGGAGGAACUCGUUAGCUACUACGAGCAACAUUUAUACAUAAGUCAGUGCGAAAAAGAAGGCAUUGUAAGAGAAUGGCCACUCCUGAGGCAUAAAUUGUUGAAGCUUAAAGGAGUAUACGACCAAGCUGAUACAAAGAUUUCUUCUGCAGAUCUAUACAGAGAAAUUUUACGAGAGAAAGAUGACGAGCUUCAAAACAUCCAUAUUCUCAUUCAGUUAAUGAUGACUAUAUCUCCGAGCACAGCAGCAUGUGAGAGAGGUUUUUCUUGUAUGAACCGGGAAAAAAUCAAGUCACGUUGCAACUUGGCGCAGCAAGCUCUUGAUGGCCCUAGACUCGAAGAUUAUGAUCCACUGACGCCCUUGCAAACAUGGCUGGACGAAGGCAAGGGAGUUCGCCAUUUAAACCAUAGCACUGGCUAUAGAAAGAAACGAAGUCAAAGAACAAGGAUUUGA
This is a messenger RNA of Paramuricea clavata, 1007 nucleotides long. NCBI's taxonomy places the organism in Eukaryota, Metazoa, Cnidaria, Anthozoa, Malacalcyonacea, Plexauridae. The record is from the annotation of a GenBank genome assembly.